AUGCUGGGGAAAGGGGUAGUCGGCGGUGGCGGCGGCACCAAGGCGCCGAAGCCCUCCUUCGUGUCGUACGUGCGCCCCGAGGAAAUUCACACAAAUGAAAAGGAAGCAACCGAGAAGGAAGUAACUCUUCACUUGUUGCCAGGUGAACAACUGCUGUGUGAAGCCAACACAGUCCUGAAGUGUGUCCAGGAAGAUUCCUGUCAGCGUGGAAUCUACGGGAGGCUUGUCUGCACAGACUUCAAGAUUGCUUUCUUGGGCGACGAUGAAUCUGCCCCGGAUAAUGAUGAAACGCAGUUUAAGAAUAAGGUCAUAGGAGAAAAUGACAUUACCCUCCACUGUGUUGAUCAGAUUUAUGGAGUGUUUGAUGAGAAGAAAAAGACUCUCUUUGGACAGCUGAAGAAGUACCCUGAGAAACUCGUCAUCCACUGUAAGGACCUCCGGGUAUUCCACUUCUGUCUGAGGUACACAAAAGAAGAGGAAGUCAAAAGGAUUGUCAGUGGCAUAAUUCAUCAUACCCAGGCCCCUAAACUGCUUAAACGAUUGUUUCUGUUUUCCUACGCGACUGCAGCACGAAACAAUCCAGCUACGGACCCCAAGAAGCACGCCAUAAUGUUUGACACACUUCAGGACUGGUUUCGGGAGCUGGAGCGGACCAAAGGCAACAUGAAGUACAAGGCAGUGAGUGUCAAUGAAGGCUAUAAAGUCUGUGAGAGGUUGCCGGCAUACUUUGUCGUCCCUGCCCCUCUUCUCGAAGAGGACAUAGCGUUCUUCCAGGGUCGUGGCAUACCAAUAUGGUGUUGGUCCUGCCACAACGGAUGCGCCCUCUUGAAAAUGUCGGCCCUGCCCAAAGAACAGGAUGACGGCAUGUUGCAGAUCCAGAAGAACUUCGUGGAUAGGAUUUACAAGACUGUCCACAGGCCCCCCUAUGAGACUGCUAAAACUGAAGACCUCUCAAGCAACUUCCUGUCCCUGCAGGAAAUCCAGAUGGCUUACUCUAAGUUCAAACAGCUGUUUCUGAUAGAUAACAGUACUGAAUUUUGGGACACAGACAUCAAAUGGUUUUCCCUGCUGGAAAGUAGCAGCUGGCUGGACAUAAUCAGGCGCUGCCUGAAAAAAGCAGUAGAGAUUAUAGAAUGUCUAGAAGCCCAAAACAUGAACGUUCUUCUUUUAGAGGACCACGCCUCCGACCUCUGCUGCCUCGUUUCUUCUCUGGUGCAAGUGAUGAUGGACCCCCACUGUCGAACCAUUUUCGGUUUCCAGAGCCUUGUCCAAAAGGAGUGGAUCAUGGGUGGGCACUGCUUCCUGGACCGCUGCAACCACCUCCGUCAGAGCGACAAGGAGGAGGCGCCCGUGUUCCUGCUCUUCUUGGACUGCGUGUGGCAGCUGGUGCACCAGCACCCCCCAGCGUUUGAGUUCACGGAGACGUACCUGACCGUUUUGUCGGACAGCCUGUACAUACCUAUUUUUAGCACUUUCUUCUUCAAUUCGCCUCAUCAAAAAGAUAUGAACAUGGGCAGGGAGAGCCAGGACUCACAAAGCAAGCCUUUGAAUCUGCUCACCGUGUGGGACUGGUCCGUGCAGUUUGAACCCAAAGCCCAGACGUUGCUCACAAACCCUCUUUACGUGGAGAAGCCAAAACUGGAGAAAGCCCAGCGGAAAGGAACGCAUUUCAAACAUCAAAGACAACUUUCUCUGCCCCUCACCCAAUCGAAAUCAUCUCCCAAAAGAGGAUUUUUCAGGGAAGAAACAGAUCACUUAAUUAAAAACCUGCUAGGCAAGAGAAUCAGCAAACUGAUCAACUCCUCGGAGGAGCUGCAGGACGGCUUCCGAGAGUUCUAUGACGGCUGGCACAGCAGGCCCCCCAGCUACCAGGGGCUGCUGCUGCCUCACCUCGAGGGCCCGGAGAUCAAAGUCUGGGCCCAGCGCUACUUGCGCUGGAUUCCGGAGGCCCAGAUUCUGGGUGGCGGCGGAGUGGCCACCAUGAGCAAACUCUUGGAGAUGAUGGAGGAAGUCCAGCGCCUACAGGAGAAAAUCGAGGCGAGACACCACAGCCAGGAGGCCCUCCAGGCAGAGGCUGCCUCGCCACCGAGGACCUCGGGCCGCCUGUCCUCCUUGUUCCCUUUCGCGCUGCUGCAGCGCCAUCCCUCCAAGCCUGUCCUGCCCACCAGCGGGUGGAAAGCCUUGGGAGACGAAGACGACUUGGCCAAGCGAGAAGACGAGUUUGUGGACCUAGGGGACGUGUGA
Messenger RNA from Rangifer tarandus platyrhynchus (Svalbard reindeer), 2244 nucleotides. Lineage: Eukaryota; Metazoa; Chordata; Mammalia; Artiodactyla; Cervidae. The record is from the annotation of a GenBank genome assembly.